Messenger RNA from Paramormyrops kingsleyae, 6817 nucleotides. Its product is annotated as zinc finger protein 609-like. Gene Ontology annotation, cellular component: nucleus. Gene Ontology annotation, biological process: regulation of transcription by RNA polymerase II. NCBI's taxonomy places the organism in Eukaryota, Metazoa, Chordata, Actinopteri, Osteoglossiformes, Mormyridae. The record is from RefSeq and is a predicted model, not a curated record.
ACAUUGUAUCAGGCUCCCGACACCGAGCUACACAAACAGCCAUCGGGAUAGAUUCGGCGCCGUGGCCGGACGAACGGAGUCACGGGUUUGGGGUCCAUUUCUGAACCCGGGGGGGACUUAACUAUCUUGGGCCGGGAGGCCGCAGAGGCUGGCUCGGAAGCCCAGCGCGCAUUAUUCCCCUUUUAACCGGCAUUUUUUGGACGGGAUCUCCGGCGUGCGAUGGCUGCAGCCCAGUGAGGCGGCCUCCUCCUCCUCCUCCUCCUCCCCCGCCGCUGGAUAAGGUACCUCAGGAGCGGGUUCAUUCGUAUUUAUUCCGAAGGAAGGAGGGAGUAAAUCGACGCCGAGCGGUACGGCCCGUUUCUUUCGCCGCUCCCGGAUCUAUGGAGUGCACUUAACGGCUCGCCGGACCGGACCGGGCGGCGCGAGUGAGGGCAAAAUGUGGUUAGCUGGGAAGGGGGUACAGAAACUGUGAGGCUGAUCGUAACCCUUCUCCCGCUGCCCCCCAGAAGUCUGAGAAAGUGUCGGACCACGCUGCGGCAAAACCUGGGCCACUGGCACUAAGAUGUCCCUGAACAGUGGCCCUGCAGGCGGGAAAGGUGUGGACUCGAACGCGGUGGACGCUUACGACAGCGGCGAUGAAUGGGACAUCGGCGUGGGCAAUCUGAUCAUCGAUCUCGACGCCGACCUCGAAAAGGACAAGCUUGAAAUGUCUGGCACCAAGGAAGCCGGGGGCAUGGCGGCGCCCCCCAGUGCCGUGGCGGCUUUGCCCGACAAUAUUAAAUUUGUGAGCCCCGUGCCCACCCCCCAGGGUAAGGAGAGCAAGUCAAAAUCGAAGCGCAGCAAGAACUCUAAAGAUGGCUCCAAGGCAUCAGCCGCCGACGGGGCCAAGAAGGAGCCCCAGGGAACAGCCACCACGGCGGGAAUGGCCUCUGCUGGCGUUCCGGGGGCCGGGAAGGGCUCAGAAAAGAGCGGGAAGGCCUCCCGCAGUACCCCUGCGGGGAAGAAGGACAAAGAGGCAGGUUCUGCAAAGAGCAAGAAGGAGAAAGCUGAAGGGGUGCAGAGCGGAGUCACCGGGGAAAAGGACACUGGGGCGCCACCGCUCACCCUGGGGGCUGCGCGCAGCGCGCCCUUCGAGGCGACACCCUGCACGGACUUGGCUGCGGCCGAGCCGCUCGGGAAUGCCGUUCUGGAGCCUGUCGGGCCAGUGCCUCUGCUGGCCAUCAAGACAGAGCCGGAGGAUCUGGACAACGGGGAGUGUAGGGCCGUGAAGAAGGUGAAGAGCGAGAAGAUGGAGUCUCCGGUCUCCACCCCCGCCCCUCCCCCACUGCAGCUGCUGGCUCCGGUGUCCCACGGCGACAUCGCCUCCCCGUGUGAGCAGAUCAUGGUGCGCACGCGCUCCGUGGCAGUCAACACGGCCGACGUGGGCCUGGCCACCGAGCCGGAGUGCCUGGGCCCGUGUGAGCCGGGCACCAGCGUCAACCUGGAGGGCAUCGUGUGGCAGGAGACUGAGGACGGAAUGUUGGUGGUGAACGUCACCUGGAGAAAUAAGACUUAUGUUGGCACCCUCCUGGACUGCACCAGGCAUGACUGGGCCCCCCCAAGGUUCUGCGAGUCUCCUACCAGCGACUUGGAGAUGCGGAACGGCCGAGGUCGAGGCAAGCGCAUGAGACCCAACAGCAACACCCCCGUUCAUGAGAACAGCAAUUCCUCCGACAACAAGGGCAGCAACAACAGCAAGACACGAGCCGGCUCCAACAGCAAGGGCAGACGGGGAAGCCAGAACUCCUCUGAGGGCCGCACACCACCCAACAGCAAUGCAGAGGACAUCAAGGCUAGCCCGUCUUCUGCCAGCAAGCGCAAGAACAAGCCCCCGUCAGACAUGGAACCCAACUCAAGCUCGGAAGACACCAAGGGCAGCAAGCGAAUGCGCACCAACUCCAGUGGCAGUGGUGCUCAACCCCCCGGCCUGCCAGUUUCCACGAUCAAGCCAGAGCCCCUGCCACCCCCACUAGACCGGAGCUGCCCCUCGCCUGUCCUCAUCGACUGCCCCCACCCCAACUGCAACAAGAAGUACAAGCACAUCAACGGUCUGAAGUACCACCAGGCACGUGCCCAUAAUGAUGACGACGUCAAGCUUGAUCUGGACGGUGACAGUGAGUACGGGGAGGACUCGACGUUACACCCGGAGCCUGGCGGCUGUAAUGGUGCCUCCAUCUUGCAGAAGGGCUGCCUUUCCCCCGCUCGCUCAGUCACCCCUAAAGGCAGAGGCUUUGAUGCUCAAAGUCCUUCUCCUUCUGCUGGCAAGUUUGGCUCCAAACAGCCAAGCAAGAAGAAGCCUGGAGAUGGCGAUCAGGAAACUGGGGCGAUGCCCAUGGACGGCUGUGAGGAUGGGCCGUGUCUCACCGACGAGGCCAGCAAUGAUGGCAUGGAUGACAAGAAGGCUUCCGACAAGGAUAAAUCCAGGAAACCAGGAGGUGCCAAAUCAGACAAGUUGCCGCAGAAGAGCAUAAAAUCUGCUCGGCCGAUAGCUCCAGCCAUGCCCGGCCAGCAACUCUACCCUCUUCCAGUCACACCCUAUACAGCUGGGGGCCCAGUCUCUGGUCCUGCCAUGACCACUGUUGUGCAGGCCAUUCCCAAGAGCCCACAGCUGAAAGCCAUUCAGCCCAAGCCCACUGUGAUGAGUGACCCAUCGACAGCCAACCCAGCCCUGGGCAGCUCCAAGGAUAAGAAAAAGAAGGACAAGAGGAAGAAGGAGGCAUGCAAAGAUGCAGAAAGCCCCAGGCCUCAGGGAAAGGGCGGAAAACCUGAGGAGGGCAAGAGUCCAUAUUCAGAGUCCUCUGACCCAGGGGCCAAGAGUGAGGGACUCCUUAAUGGCUCCUCAGACCCCCUUCAGAGCCGCCUGGCCAGCAUCAAAGCUGAAGCGGACAAAAUCUACAGCUUCACCGACAACGCUCCUAGCCCUUCUAUAGGCGUGGCCAGUCGCAUGGAGAGCAGCACUAUGGGCCAACCGCUGACACCGCUUCACGUCGCCGCUCAGAACGGCGCUGACAACGCCUCCGUGAAGACCAACAGUCCUGCUUACUCAGAUAUAUCUGAUGCCGGGGAGGACGGUGAGAGCAAAAUGGAGGCCAUGAAGGCCAAGUCAGAGGAGCAGGCUGUGAGGGAAGGAGCCAAGAAGGCCUUAUUCCCCUCUCAGACUCCCAGCAAGGAUUCACCGUACUAUGCCAAUUAUGAUACCUACUACUCCCCUGGCUACACCAACCCCAGCCCGGGGGGCUCCAGUGCUGCUGCAGGAGCCGCUCCUCUGACCGAGGGAGGACAGCCUGUGAAGGUCAAGAAGGAAGAGGAGCCGGAGCCUCGGGAGGUGAAGGUGAAGCCAGAGCCACAGGAUGAGCGGAAGCCCGAGCUGAGUGCCCCCAGCCAGCAGCAACCCUCGGUCAUCCAGCAGCGCUCCAGCGUCUACAUGCAGCCGCUCUACUACAACCAAUAUGCCUACGUAUCUCCUUACGGCUACCCUGAUCAGGCCUACCACAACCAUCUGAUGAGCACCAGCCCGGCCUAUCGACAGCAGCAGGAGGAGCGGCAGCGGCAGGCGGCAGCCGACAAGAAGACUGAGGCGGCCCUGAAGGAGCGGGAGGCCUCCAUGAAGGAGGAGUGGAAGCAGAAGGCCUCCAUCCCCCCGACUCUGUCCAAGGCACCCAGUCUCUCGGACCUUGGCAAGGCCCACCACCCCAGUAAGUCCAAAGACUCUUCGUCGGAUGCCGUGAAAUCCGUCAUCAUCCCGAAAGGCGAGGAUGCAAAGGCACAGGCCCAGCCGUCAGAGGGUCUGAAGGCAAAGCUGGGCGAAGGGGCGCACCACGGCAAGGAGGAGCCCAAGCCGGGAGGGGACCACGCCAUGUGGUACAGACAGGAGACGGAGGCACGCCUCUGGCCCUACGUGUACCCCAGCAAGUACCCUGAGGCUCAGAAGCAGCAGCAGGAAGAGGAGCAACGCUGGCGGGAGGAGAGGGAGAGGGAGCGGGAGCGGGAUAGAAAGGGCAAGGAGGAACGGCCACGACCCAAGGAGGCCAUGACUAAGGAGGAAAGUAAGGAGAGCUCUGACCCUCGUUCGGUGGCCACCCCGUCAGAAGAGCACCGGAGCAUCGCCAAGGAUCCCCGGGCGGCUGCUCACAUGGCCUUCUCCUCCUCGCUGGCACAGCACCAGUCCUACAUGCCCUACGUGCACAGCUACCCCUAUGGACAGGGCUACGACCCCGGGCACCCCGGCUACCGCGGCAUGCCCUCCGUCAUGAUGCAGAACUACCCCGGGUCUUACCUAUCGGCAGGUUACUCAUUCCCGCCGUACGGUGGCAAGGUGGCGGCCGCAGAGGAGGGAGAGAAGGCCCGCGGCAGCCCCACGGUGAGUGCCAAGGGGGCCCCGGACGCCAAAGCUCUGGACAUCCUGCACCAACACGCUAGUUACUACAAGAGCAAGUCACCAACGGCGGCUGACAAGGCAGGCCACGAGCGGGAGCGAGAGCGGGGGGGCGUGCCGGAGCGCGACAGGGAUGGGGAGCGGCCGCGCUCCUCCCCCUCCCAGCGCAUCAUGCCCCCCCACCCCCACCACCACCACCUGGGCUACCCGCUGCUCUCAGGGCAGUACGACCUCUCCUAUGCCACAGGUCUCUCCUCAUCAGCCAUUGUUGCCAGUCAGCAAGCCUCCACACCCUCCCUGUACCCUCCCGCGAGGAGGUGAGACCGGGAGACCUGAUUGGCUACCUCAACCUUACAGGAGUCAUGUGACUGGAUCACAUGACGAAGCGUGCAGAGUUUGUUUAGACAUCAGUUAAAUGGUGUUCAUUUUGUAUUUUUUUAUUUUUUCGGCUUUCCGCCUGGAUGUUCAGCAGGCUGUCCUCCUCCCAAUGGGCUUGCGCAUGGGCCCCCGGGCCCCCGAGCCCUGCCCUCUCAACACGCAGCUGGCCCCAGAGCUCUGUUUUGCACUGUGGCGGACUCGCUAGACGGAAGAGAUGCUACCUGAAGGACCUUCAUCCAGUCAGUUUCUCUUUUGCAGUAAUAUUUGAGGGGGGGGAGCAAAUCCCUGAAGAGAAAUGAAAUCACUACAAUUUGAGAGGGUUUUAAUGCUGCCUCUAGCACACUACUAUCUGAGAAGGGGUGGGGAGACAUCCCCACUGGGCCAGUGGAUGUAGGUGCAGAGGUAACCACGGCAACACAGCUCACCAGCAGAGCCCUUCCAUCUAUCUCCGCCGGGGCGUGAACAUCACCCUGAAGAAACAGAGCAGGGAGGCUCCUCACGCUGCUGGGCCCCCCAGUGCGUCAUGUGACCUGCCCCCUUCUAGUUUCUAUUGGGUGCUGCAGAAUAUGAGAAUGCCAUCUGCCUCUGGCUCCUACCUGCAGGGUGUGAUGAGUGUGGGCAGGGACGAGGAUGAGGAGCUGGCUGCAGUGCAUUCCUCUCACAGUUCAGGAGACCGUGUUUGGUCCCUGGAUGGGACGCCAUGGCAAGCUUUGGGGGGGUCUUUCUCAGGGUGCCCCCCUCCCUCCAAGUCGAACGCAUCCCAUUCUCUCCCAGAACACAGCCUCCCCCGCAUGGUGUAAAUUAGCACUGAAAAGCAUUAACCCGCGCCGAGCCACGCCUCCUGUCCACGCCAUGAGGUUCCCGUCUGCUUUCUGUAUAUAGUGUACAGAGGAAUUAUUUUAAAAAGGCAGUCGGACGAAUUUGCUACCCUUUCUUCUCUUAGCCUUUAUCUUUUUUUGUACUAUUGUUGAUAUGAUAUGGAAACGGUAGCUAAUGAUGUAUUUGAAGUGUCCCUCCUGUCCCAGUAGCCCUGGUCUGCACCACUAACCCCCUACCUGAUUAUUCCCCCAUCGGGAAAUGAGGGACCUCAAGGCGUUCGUGCCUGUGUCUGUUCUUAGACCCUCUCCAGGAGGGGUGAGGCUCUCCUUGGUCUUGGUCCAUUUGCGAGCAGGUGUUUCCAUGGAGACUACAAAAUACUGCCUGCCAGGGAGACAGUAACUCGGGUUUGUAGGUCUUGCUUCUUAACCCAUGGGGUCAGGGGGAACCUGCACCAGGUGGGGCUGGAAGGGACAGGAAGCAGGCCUAGCUUCCUGUGGGGGUGGUCCAGUCCAGUCACUUCUCAGACCUGUUUUAAAGAUGUUCUUAAAUUCAAAGAAGUUGCAGUUUUGAAGUCCGGAUGGCCCUGUUCAUGGAUUUGUGACGUUCAGACACCUGCCCAAGACAGAAGCUUCCGGUUUGAAGCAGUUCAUGUGCUUAACUUUCCAACACCUUCUGUAGGUUUCUGCUCUUCUGGAUGUUUUUAAAUGGAGGUGGUUAAAGGCUAAAGGGGUUUUUGUGGGGGGGGGGGGGGGGGGCUCUUGAGUCUUUAAUUUAUUUGAGUAUUUUUCCCCUGUUACUUUUACCAAUCAUGGGAUUGAUCUGUCAGUCUUUUACCACAACACGGCCAUUGCUGAGGCACUCAUCUUAAAUGGUGCUGGAUGCAGGGCGGGUUGGGGUGGGCUGUCCCGCUCUUCCUGCAGUGACACCCCCACCCUCCUCCUCCACCGUUCCCCCGUGUCGUUCAUUUCCAGUGGACAGUGGUUCAGUAUCAGUCGGUACUUGAAAUAAAGAUGUUUACAGUUAUUUAGGUUUUUUGUUUGUAGUUGCUGUGUUUCAUUUUGUUCUUCAGGUUCAUCAAAACCCCCACCAACCCCAUCAGAGUUCUUAUGUAAAGUGUACAUUUUGAGUUUUCUUUUUUAUACAAUACUGUAACUUGCCUUUGUACAUUUAGGCAAAAAAAAUAAAUCUUUUUAUGAGACAAUCACA